UAUCAACGGAUAGUAUAAAUUUUAAUAUUUUAUCAUGAAUUUAUGAUUAUGCGUAAAUAUUAGUCUAAAAUCAUAUAGACCAAAAACCAUAAGUUUCAUGGCAACCCAAGAACAUGCGUAUUCAGUGUGGGCGAUUCCACCGGAAAACGCGAGGAUGAGGGUGAGGAAACUGAUGGACAGCCUUCGAUCUGAAUUCGGUGGACCGGAGCUGGAACCACACAUCACUGUCGUUCGUGCUGUCACCAUGACGCUGGAAGAUGCACUUGAGAAAUUUAGAUCAGCUUGUAAGGGAUUGAAGGUCUACAAUGUUCAAGCUAGGGGUGUCUCCACCGGAACUUGCCUUUACCUCCUUUUUGACUCUUCUCCUCAGGUUGUUGGAACUAGUGAUCACUGUUCUGGCCAUUUUGGAUACAACCGCACCGCGAGGAAGUCUUUGUGUAUACUAGCCCUCGAAUGUGGAAGCUGGGCUCACCUUGUGUAUGGUGUUUGUCAUGAAGUAGGCGUGGAUAAGUUGGCCAAAAAUUGGUAGGCGCCGGAAAUGAGAACUUCUAAGGAGGGUGAAGGAGUGGUUGGAAGCAAAAGGAGGUUGCAAUUAAACCAGGGUUGUAUAAUCAGCGAGAAAUGUGGAUACUUGCAUAUGUGAAGCAUAUUUUUUGGGCGGGGAUGCAGACGACUCAGAGGGUUGAGAGUAUUAACAGUUUCUUCGACGGGUACUUGAAGAAGAAUACGAGAUUAUAUCUGUUUGCUCCUAGGUACUGCAAGGCCAUGGAAAGUAGGGCCAAUGAUGAAAAAGCUGCUGAUGUGAACUGUUGUCGUUUUACUCGGUCUUUGGUUGGAGAGUUUGCUGUGGAGAGGAAGUUCCAGAAACUAUAUACGGAUGCGAAGUUCGUUGAAAUCCAGAUCCAAUGUAUGCUGGUAUGUUACGUAACACCUAUUACUUCGAAAGUAGUUUCUGAUGUGGAGGUUGAGCAUACGGUGUCUGACAAACUAUGGGUAUGGUCCAAGUUCUUGAGAAAGGAAAUAUCUUUGGCAGGCCGGAAGCGUAUAUACGUCGUGCUGUUCAACAAGGAGACCUCUUUUGUAAAGUGUGACUGCAAACAUUUCGAGUGCCACGGCAUUAUGUGUAGGCACAUCAUUAAGGUGUUGGACGUGGAGGAUGUGGAAAAUGUGCCUGUUGGAUAUAUAGUUGACCGAUGGAGGAAAGAUAUACAACGCAAGCACACUCUUGUGAAGGUUGCUUAUCAUGAUCCCGAGAAAACAGAAGAAGUUAAGCGCUAUGACCGGAUUAUGAAUGCGGUGGAACCUGCUGCCCUCCGUGGAUCACUUUCCGAGCAGAAGUUGGAUUUGGUCAUAGAAGGUAUUAUGAAUAUUGUGUUACGUCUUGAUGAGAGUGAUGCUCUUUCAGCAUUUGGUGAUAACGAAGCUGGUGCACUGACUUCCGGGGGGAACAGGAUGGCGAUUGUUGGUCCUACGACACCAGGCUCCGUUAACAAACCUCCAAACAGCGUUGGGGAUGAUACUACCACACUUACCCCCCCUAUUAUGGUUAAAGAUCCUGUUCCGUGCGGUGGUUUAAAGGCUCACAGGACUCGUGAAAAAAGAUUUUUACAACCAGGUGAGAAUAAAAACUCCGCAAGGAAGCAAGUCAGGAAAAACAAGAGUGUUGUACCACAAGACUUUCCAGAAACCAGCAAUUGUCAGAACACUUGCCUUCCUCAACACAACUACGUGCAGCCGCCAAACACCUUCCAUCCUGGUUGGGGAUCCCACGAUCAAUGUGGGUAUAGUGCUGAUUACCCGCCUCAAAUGGCUGGGCAAGUAAGGGGGACUAUGGUAUACCCUCAGCAGAACUACAACAAUGGGGUAUCUGUUCAACAGUUUCAGUCAUGGAAAAGGCAAGGCAGCUGAACAGGAAGAAACACCAAGGACUAGGAGGUAUACAGCCAGGGAGAAGGGAAAGGCCAAGGUAAUGGAUAGUGACGAAGUGUUAAAGGUCAUGGCUGAUUCCGGCCAACGCGACGUAAAGGACGUCGUCGGGAUCCACACAGUACGUAAAAGGGCUGACAGCCUUGUCUUCCCCCACCUUCUGGCAGCUGUGUCCAGGAACGGGGAUGAAGCCAUAGGUGGAAUAGACUUCAACCCUAAAUGGCCGUACCUCACACCUCUCAAGAUAGUUAGUGCAAGACGCUUCAGGAAAGAGGCGUACUGUUUUUUAUAUUACUUACUAGAUUCGUAUAAGAUGGCUUUUAGUUUUAACCUGAACAAACUUAAAAAAAUCAUCCUUAAGUGCAUGGAAAAUGAUCUUUUCUACCGCUACCUUGUCAAAUUCUUUGAGAUGUUCAAGCCCUUGAAAGGGUGGUUAGAUGAGGUCAAUUACAGGUUACAGGUACAUGAGACAGAGUCGGGUCCAUUCGGCCUACUAGUGCUCGGUCGGAAAUACAUGGGUUUCAAAGAAAGGGAGACCACGUUCGAGUGGAUGAAUUUCGGAAACGAGGAUCUUUUUUACUACCUCUCUUACGAUGAAGACAACUACCUCCAUUUCAAGAACGAAAUGAUAGAUCUGAAUGGGUUGGAGACGAUGAGUGAGUUGGAUUUACUCCUUGAAAACCCUUUUUACUCUACGCAUAACUACCCUGCUCAUUACGAUCAGCAGAUGGAACUGGCCUACGCUUCGAGAAGUUCUAAGAUAUAUUAUCACGACGAGGACAUGGUGUACUUUCACCCGGACUCAGCUGAUGAGUACGAUAGUUCUAACAGUGACGCAAGUGAAGAAAUUUGAUGCUAAUUGGUACCUACACUUCGCUAAUAUGGGUACCAAAUGAUGCGGUUUGGGAUACAAAAAAAUUAGGUAAUCGGUGUGUCCUCGGUAAGAUUAUGUUUUUCUUUCUGAAAGUGUUAUUACUUUAGCCCUAUGGGGUUUGCAAAAUUCUCCUAAAAGCUUGUAUUUUUUGGUCGUUUUCAGUAAGGCCCUAGGACUGUAUUUGGACUAUGUAAUAGGUAUUUGGUACAGAAGGUAGUACCAAAUAGCCAAUUUGGACUAUGUAAUCGGUAUUUGGUACACACGGUAGUACCAAAUAGCCAAUUCGUAAUUUAUGUGAAUUUAUAUGAGUUCACAAUUAAUAUGUUAUUAACAUUACAUUUGUCAUGAUAGUCUAGCAUUAAUAAUAAAUAAACCUUGUUCAAUUUAAUACAAAUUCUAACAUUAUAUAUCAUAAUACAACACUUAAGGAAUUUAAUUCUUCAGCUUACACAACACUGAUUAUAAGAAUAUAGCCGACUACGAAUACAAACCAAUAUAAUAAGAACCCUAGUUGUUUAUAAUUGUGGUAGUCGACUCACCCUCAAUCCUUGCCAUCUUCAUAGACCCAACUUCGACGUACGGGCUACUUUUUUCUUUCUUGACACGUAAACCACCGGCUGUACACAAAAUUGUAAGUAUGAGUUACACAGUAGACGUCGAAUUAGGAAACGUAUUGAAUAUAAUUGGGUGCGUCCUCAUUUGAACUUAUAUACUCUUGUACUUACUUAGCUACCUACCCACAACAUUAAUUUGUAGAGGCCAUCGCACAAUGUAAAAGUGUCCAGAAAUAUGAAGGUGGAUUGCAAAGAUGAUACUAGUGUACUUUGUGUUUGGUACCACAUUCGUAAAAGUUAUUAAGAAAAGUAGUAGAAAGGUACAACUACAUGCACGGGAAUGGAACCCUAUUCGACCUUAUUACGGUACUAAACUCUCAGAUUAAGGUCAAAUUUUAUGUAAAGGUCAUCAAUGUCGUUUCAAAGGGCAUUUAAUCUAAGUAGAGUAUGUAGAAAAAGGGGUGUUGUACGCUUUUUACCUCAAAUGUGAAGUUGAACAACCCGCUUUCUGCCGUGGAAUCAUCUUCUUUGUAAGAUACGAAUAGAUCGUUAACGCGCCACAUAAGAACCACCCCUCCACACUGAUCUAUGUUAUCGAACACUGCACUCUCGUACUUUCCUGGUAGGGUAGUUAUCAGUUCCUGACAGUGUUCGUCGCUUAUCCUGGCUUCAGUGAAAAUCAACAGAGCCGGGUGGUGGGUUGCAAACAGUUCCAACAAUGUCGCCUUGAAUGAUGGCCUUGUCAUGGACUUAGCGUUCCAUAUUGACACAAUCAAACCGCGUGGGAUCGUAUUUGGUACCCCCUCGAAUUUCUUUUGUCCCUGAACAGAAAUGUCUGUGUAGGCACGAGACAUGCCCCAAAAAAAUCGCCGGCUCACUCUGACAUUUAGGCUGUAGAAAAAAUCCUCCGCCCUCAUAAUGUGAAUAGUGUCUGAGUAGGAUGCAAUGAAAAUGUGUGCGUCGAAGGCGGGGACGUUAUAAAUUGGUAGAUCCUGGACAUCUAUGUCUGGGACGGGGUCAACGACUGCAAGAAGCUCCGUUGGGUACAACUUCCAGUCAAGUUGUUCCCUCAGUUGGUUGGAACACCAGUCGAGAAACCUCCAGAAGCCCAAAUGCAUGUGCGGUUGGUCUCUGAUUAAAGGACGGUGAGCUGCAGCAGCAUUCCCUUCAGUUGUUGCCAUGAUGGCACAAGGGAAAUUUUCAUGGCUGUACGGCAAAUUGUCCAUAACAGCAUUAACUUGAAAAUUCAAGUCCGUCUUAAUUGCUUCAUCUAACGGAAAAAGCAUUUCUAAGUCUUCCAUGUCGACGUAGUACGAGGUGUUGUUGUAGUCCAACUCAGGGACGUUUGUUGAUUUUGGUGGAUUGAAAUAAAAAACGCAAUUUGGAUGUGAAAGAUAAUUUUGGCAAGUCCCAGAGACCUGGUUUUGCGCAACCCUACUCGAAAUCGACUUCAGUUUCUUCAUGCUAAAAGGUAGUAAUGAGAAAUUGGCUUUUGAGUGAGGGGGAAAACACUUAUGGCUAUAAGUUUGUAUAAAGGGAGAAGAUUAAAUGAAGUUAUACUAGAACAGGUAGUUGAUAGCCAUUACUUACAGUGGUUGAAAGUAAUUAAUGUGACUCACAUUUCCCAACGUUUUUACGUAAGUUAGUAAAUGAACUUCAAAUCUUUACGUUUGGAACCCCAAACUACCAAUUACCUAGGUUUGGUAUACGAUGAUAUAUUCCCCUAUACUUUUUAAACCGGUAUGUACUCAAACAAAACAAUACAUACUUAUUUAUAUACACACUUAUAAAUACUCCGUAUCACACCUGGACCAUAAAUACAUGAAACGUAUAUGUGUUGUACAAAAGGUUUAGUUAAUAAACAAUCGUUGAGAGUGUGGAUUGUUUGGGACUCUGUAUUCAGGAGGUUGAGACUGCAUAACCUUGGGAAUGGUACUUCAUGGGGAUAAGACAAGGACAAACUUGGCGUGGUAGUUUUUAAGUUUUGUAGGCGGGUAUUGAGCACCAUACCCCCGAUGGGUAGUUACGUAUAGCAAGGCGGUUUCAUUAUAAUAAUAAAGGUAGUUAUUCAUUUCCACAUUAUUUGGAUAAGGACGGACCCAGGGAUCGUCUUCUAUAAAUAGGAGAACACAUUCACGUUUAUAGAGUGCAUGUAUUGGAGAAAUACGAUAAUAAAAUGGCAUCGUCCACAAACUCAAGAUGGUCUGGCGUCCCUCAUAGACCCACGACGGAAGAACGUGCCAUGGAAGAAAUUAAUGCAAAGGUGCAACAAAUCAAGGAAGCGAAAAUAACUUAACGUGACUGCAUAAAAUCAACAAUGAUAAGAAUGAGGUGGGAAGGGAAUAAUCGGGCUGAGACCCUUUUCAAAGAUUUGCUACAGAGGUAUGACGAUGUGGAGCAAGGCGUUGAUGAAAUGAACAAGGUAAUGGAGAAUGGGAUACGAAAUUGCAAAGAACAUAUACAUCGACUCAAAUCCAUGCAACGUCAUUUCUUUACAUCGCUACACCAGGCGCAGCGUAUCGGUGGUCAUGGGGAUCAUUGUGAACAUAUGAAAGAAAUCAUUGAGCAAUAUGACGACGCAGAACAAAGGGUGAUUGAUCUUAAUAUAGGAAUUGAGCGUAUCAAGUCCCCUACGCUUGCUCCGUGAGACUGAUUAUUCCCUUCGUUAACGCAAUUCCGUAUGUUUGCUAAAGUAAGGUGUGAAGCAUUAUAAGUAGUACAUAUUAAUAGUAAGUUCGUGUGACGCAGUGUAAGUUGUAAAUGUUAUUUUAAAAAUUGAUGUCAUUGUGUACAACUGUGUAAUGUUAGUGCGUCUUUCUGUUUAUGAAAUUAGGCUUUGCAGAUGUGUGUAAGUGUGUCUUAUGAUAAGUGAUUGCAAGUAUGUUAAGUGUUUGCAACUAUUUAAUGAACCAUAUUGUGUAAUUACCAUUUGUGGGUAAUUUUAUUGUAAUUUUCGAUAAACGCCUAUGUACUCGACUACGAAUAAUUUUCAUACGGGCUACUUAAUACUCGACAAUCCUAUCUUUUCGUCAACAUUUAGUGUAACGAAGGGACGCUGUCUGGUCAUUUCUUUGGGUGUCUUUAAUAAAGCUGAAAUGAAAUAUUAAAGCGUAUUAGGUUGAAAAUCGCGCGAAUUGAAGAUCAUAACUAACAACAAAGGUCAGCAGUUUGAAGAAGAUAUAAAGUUUGAAGAAGAUAUUGAAGGAAAUAAUGCCCUUGGUCCAAGUAUGCAUUCUAUGUUAAGUCUAAUAAAUGCGGUUCAGUAUUAAUUAACAAGUUAAUAAUUCAGUGAGAUCAAGUGAGCUGAAUGCCUAGCUAGAGGCCGCUUCAGUUCAAGUGGAAUUAAUGAUAUUAAUCCACAGCUUACUCUUGACUGAACCCGUAGGGUCACACAAAUAGUACGUAAACGGAUCAAGUAUUUAAUGGCAUUAGAUACUCCAUCUAUGGA
Spinacia oleracea (spinach) is the source of this 6802-nucleotide messenger RNA. RefSeq names its product protein FAR-RED IMPAIRED RESPONSE 1-like. The record is from RefSeq and is a predicted model, not a curated record. The transcript has 6 exons. Bases 622 to 1908 code for a protein of 428 amino acids. Gene Ontology annotation, molecular function: zinc ion binding. Gene Ontology annotation, biological process: regulation of DNA-templated transcription. Lineage: Eukaryota; Viridiplantae; Streptophyta; Magnoliopsida; Caryophyllales; Amaranthaceae.